Molecule: messenger RNA, 1382 nt
Organism: Chiloscyllium plagiosum (whitespotted bambooshark)
Lineage: Eukaryota; Metazoa; Chordata; Chondrichthyes; Orectolobiformes; Hemiscylliidae
Product: platelet endothelial cell adhesion molecule-like
Biological process (GO): cell surface receptor signaling pathway; immune response
Cellular component (GO): external side of plasma membrane
Molecular function (GO): transmembrane signaling receptor activity
Source: RefSeq, a predicted model, not a curated record
AAUCUAAACUAGCUGUAAUUUAUACACAUAUGCUUAUCUGCAGCUAAGUAAUAUUACUGAGAAAACAACUUUCUUUCAGAUCAACCCUGUUCAGCAAAACAAAUAUGUUGAAAGCAAACUUUUUCCUUUGGAUUAUUCUGCUAUUUCACGUUAUUAAGACAAUGGGGGCUUCAGGUGUGAUUAUAAACAGUGUAAAACUAAAAUAUAAUCCUACAGAUGCUGGUGGCAUUAAAGAAGGAAGCAACAUUACCCUGACUUGUUCUGUGGAUAUCCUGACACUUUCUGGUCAAUCACCUCAGAUUUCAUACUUAUUCUAUAAGGGACAGACACAAGAUGCCCUGCUGAAAAUUGUUACAAUUCAGGCGCAAGAAUCUCAAUAUCUAAUCCAAUCGGCUCGACCCUCACAUUCUGGAUACUACAGUUGUAAAGUGGAAGCAGAAAGUCAAAGGGAGGAAAGUGCUUCCACAUUCAUAACAGUUACAGGAAAUUUACAGACACCUGUAUUCACCAUACAUCCAAUGGAGGUGAUUCUGGGAGAUUCAACUGAGUUGUGCUGUACAUCUGAGGAAAUUCCUCCUCUGACAUUCAUAUUCUACACAUAUAAAAAUGGACUGAACCCAGUGCGUCUCCAUGAAAAUUCAAGCAAAAACAAAACUGUGACACACCAACUGAGGGUGACAACAGAUACAGAGAAAAACUAUAGUUGUACAAUCGAAGUGCCUGCAGCCAGGAGUGUCUCAAAGCACAGUGAAGUAGUACAGCUCUCAGUACAAAAUCCAUUUUCAGAUCCAGAAUUUGAAAUUGAACCAUCAAAUAGAAUAAUUGAAGGAGCUCACUUCACCAUUAAAUGCAGAGUUACACUUUUGCUUCCUCAUGUCAAACCUCAAUUAAUCAUUAUGAAGGACACAACUCCAAUACACGCAGAAAUUACAAACUCUACGGUAUUUUCUAAAACAGCAAAUGUAACUGAUACAGGAAAAUAUGGGUGCAUGGCGAGAUGGAAGAGUGUAUCUCGAAAUAUAAAAAGCCAAGUGACAGUAACAGCAGUGACAUCUCAAGUUGAAAUACCAGUCCCGGUGGCUUGGAUUUUAGCUACUGCACUGUUCCUCAGUGUCAGCACCGUCUGCUCCAACUAAAGAAGCUCAGACAAACCUUUGGUCAUUUUGAAAGGAUAAGAGAAUAACAUGUCAAUGAUGUGGAGAAUAUUUCAAGGAGCAGUACCAAAUGGAGUUUCCUUACAUAUUUGCAUUGCUAUAAUUUGGAGGCCUUCUCCCUUUGCUGCGUGGGAAAUCAUCUGGAAAUGCAAUCAGUUAAAUUUGAUGGACCGCAACUUUCUGAAAAAAGGUCACAUCCAGAAGGACUAUAGUAAGGCAAUGGGAACA